Paramacrobiotus metropolitanus is the source of this 2003-nucleotide messenger RNA. Its product is annotated as stAR-related lipid transfer protein 7, mitochondrial-like. Gene Ontology annotation, molecular function: lipid binding. NCBI's taxonomy places the organism in Eukaryota, Metazoa, Tardigrada, Eutardigrada, Parachela, Macrobiotidae. The transcript has 4 exons. Bases 351 to 1748 code for a protein of 465 amino acids. The record is from RefSeq and is a predicted model, not a curated record.
AGCCGAACUGACCAACUGACAACCACCCACAGUCCGUAAGCUUGCACCGGUUUAUUCGUGCGGGUCACCUAAACCGGUCCACCUUCGACUUCGGCCCGAACUUGAUACCGGAGCAGCUAUGGAAACCGUCACCAUCCGCGUACUUCGCACUCGUACAAUUAACAAUUCUGUUAACUUUUAAGUUUUGAAAAAAAUUCCUUUGGCUUUGUUCAUUUUCAUCGCAAAUAGUUUUUGAUGGCAAUCUAACCUAGGUUUGUGUAGUUCUCUGCGGCCUGUCGGAUUCAUCGUGCUAAUCCUAAGCACUGCUCGCCUUCAUGUCGUACCGUGUAAAAUCGCUGUAGAUACGAAGAAUGAGCGUCGUCUUCCGCAGCCUGCUCCUGCCCCUUCGCGCCCCCCUACCGCCCCUUUCCACCCCCGCGCUAUCCUUCCACACCAGCCCAUCCCUCAGCAGUCCCCGUUGGCGCAAAUACCGCUGGACGCCGUGGCCGUGGCACGUCGGUCUGAAGUGCCGUCGCAAUCCCUUCCCCAAGAAUCGUCACGGCUACAUGCGUCUGCGCCGCGAACCCUGCCGUCCGGGGGCCCACCCCGGCCAGAUCACCGGGCCCUACUGUCAGACGCCGCUGACGGCCGGCUUCACCGUCCCGGCAGUGCUGUAUGAGGAGGCGGGGAAGAUUCUGCGACUGCUGGUGCGCCAGUGCGAAGUCUACGCGGUGCAGCGAGCGCGGCGAGCUCGUGAGUUGUUGCGCAUGUACGGCGGGGGCUACUAUCGGCGCAUACUGGGUGGGAUGCUGAUGGGCAUGGCGGACAAGGCCCAGGGGAAUGUCUCGCGGAGUCUGCUGGCAUUUGCGGGGUUCGUGGUCUUCGGGAUGGAUAAGCGGAACCUUGUCAUCACCGAAACCGAGCUUGAAAAAUGCUUUGAGGAGCUGGGCCAGUGGUCCACACUGGUGCGGGAGAACCAAACGGAGAACUUGUCGGAGUGGGAGAGCGUGGCUAAGCAUCCCAGUUGUCACGUGUGGCAGCGCCUGUCCCCCAGUCCGGUGGCCAACAACCGGCCUUCCGCUGGUAGCAGCAGCGCCGAGUACCGGGCGCUGGGCACCAUGCCCGAUAUCCCCGCGCGCAUCUUCUACAAGACCCAACUGGACCUGCACUACCGCAAGCAGUGGGACAAGCUGGUCAUCAAGCUGGAGGUCAUCGACGCCGACGAGCAGACCGGCACGGAGACGCUGCAGUGGGUCUCGCAGUUUCCUUUCCCGUUCAGUCCACGCGAAUACGUGUAUCAGCGCCGUCAUAAGUUGGACGAGCAGCGCAACGCCAUUCUUGUCAUCUCCAAAUCCUGUGACCACCCGAAGUGUCCGCCAACGUCGAGUUACGUCCGUGUCAGCGGCUACUAUUCCGCGCUCCUCAUCAAGCCCCAUAGAAAUUUCGACGAGAAUGGCUUCGACUACGUUCUGAGCUAUUUGGACGAUCCGCAGACCUUCUUGCCCAAGAUGGCCGUUCAGUACGCCGCCAAAUCCAGUCUGCCGGAUUUUAUGAACAAACUCCACGAAGCCGCUCGAGUUAUGCUCAACCGGAAGCGAAAGGCCACGCCCCCGUCAUCCUCGGUGGUCGCUCACUCGCGGCCCCACCUGGACGCGGAGCAGCCUGCUCCCGUGGCCGAUGUCCCGCCCGUCAGUCCUGUCACUCCCAGUGAGGCGCUGACGCCUGAGACGCCGGCGGUGAAAGUAGCCUUGGGGCGCCCGACGCCCUGACUGGCGGAGGCCGCCUUCGAGGACUGGGAGGAGGUGCUCCUGACGUCGGCCUUCUUUUGACCUAAGUGCCUUGGAGGCGGUAGCGACCGGUGCAUUGAUGUGCAAGGGAUGGAGACUAAUGUUGGUGCGUCCUUUGUAAGGAUGGAUUUAUUUUUGUUGGGCGUUUUAUUGUUGUUCGAUGUGUUUCAUUCGUGGAUUUUUAUGGUAUUUUUGCAGACAUUAACAAAUCAGGAGUGUAAAAAACUGGAUUUAUUA